Messenger RNA from Acanthaster planci (crown-of-thorns starfish), 1399 nucleotides. RefSeq names its product NADH:ubiquinone oxidoreductase complex assembly factor 3 (gene ndufaf3). Gene Ontology annotation, cellular component: mitochondrial inner membrane. The record is from RefSeq and is a predicted model, not a curated record. Lineage: Eukaryota; Metazoa; Echinodermata; Asteroidea; Valvatida; Acanthasteridae. Gene Ontology annotation, biological process: mitochondrial respiratory chain complex I assembly.
UCACGCGCGAGUUAGAUGCUGAUCACCAGCGAUAUUUUCGCACGGUUAAUGUUUAUAAAACGUGAAGGCUCCAAAAGCAAGAUGGCUGCCUCCAUGCUCGUGUCAAGGAACGUGGUCGCAGUAUGUAGACGGCCGUAUAUGUCAAGAUACGUAUGCAGGCACAUGAGCAGGCUACAACCAACCGAUGAUGAGUUGUAUGUCCGUACCACAGUAUCCCUGCUUUCUAAGGAGUCAGAAGGUCUUCCGUUCAUCUCCAGCUAUAGCCACCACGGCUUUACAGUCAGCGGCGAUCGAGUGAUUGGACCGCUUGCUGUACUGCCAAGAAGUCUUGUCCACUGGAAUGUUAGUAGUGUGAAGGACAUCAACGAGGAAAGUCUGUCACUGUUUCAUCUUUUAGAACCAAAAAUAGAAAUUCUGGUACUAGGGGUUGGUGCAAUCAAUCACAAAUUAGACCCUGGACUGCACAAGUUCCUAAGACAGAAAGGCAUCGCUCUCGAAGUGCAAGACACUCCCCAUGCCUGCUCCACGUUUAACUACCUAGUGAGCGAGAAUCGUGUGGUGGCGGCAGGCCUCAUUCCACCCGAGAAGAGGUGAUAAAGGGGAUGGUGGCCCAGGGUACCAUACCGGACUCAACAGUGUUGGUGUAGUGUAUGUACAUGUAUUAGUGCUUAGGCCGAGAAAAUGGUUCUCCAGUAGGUUUGACACUGGUAGAACGGUCAUGAUUCAGAACUGAACAGUGAAUUUGUUAGCAGAGAGUUGGGGGAGAUGACCUGUUCUUAAUCUAAGUAUUUUCCAUCUUGUUAAGAGAGAACUGGGCAUAAUGAUUAUUUGCCAUUUAUUGAAAUCAGCUGACUGUUUUCAUGUGUCAGCCAUCUUGAAAGUGAGGUAACUAUCUUUUCAUGUUGGGAACUGGAGAGAAAAUGUAAUGGCAACGGAAUAAAAGUUCAUAACGUUUAGAAUGAUGUGAAAUUUGUGACAACAUAUCGUAAUUUUUAAGCCAUAUUUUAAAAAAAAAUUAAAAGUGAUUCAUGGAUCCCAACAUAAUCCCCCAAGUGUGCAUUUCCAGUUAAAACCUACAUUUUUAAAAAGAAAUAAAUUAUGUAAAAUUAUUAAAUCUCCCUGGUUCACAAUUCCAAGGUUUUGCAGGACUGACAAAGGGAGAACCAGACAGUAAUUUCUGUAAAUAGGGCUUCAAUGUUCCCCCCAAGACUGAAGUGCAAAGAGUGCUGUGUGUUGGGUUUCUACAUGGUCUGAGAUUUGAGAGGAUUCAAGACUCUUUGCAAAUGGCUUUGGGGAAUUAAAGAGUUGGUUCCUAUCCAGACUGAUUAUUGGGUUUUGUGGUUUGAAGUGGUUCACAAGAAAGGACGAUCUGUUUCAUUGUUUUAGGGUUAUUAUUAAA